AAUAUUUUCUUUAUUAGUGUGUGCCCCUAACCCUGUUUGUCAUGGUGUUGUGCUGAAUGAAAUGUGCAGAUUUCACCCACAUUUCCCAGUCCUGAACCACGAAACGCAGCACUAAAUGGAAACCCACGCUCUCAAACACACACAAAUCCCCACAGAGACUCUCCAUCUGUCGGUAAGAUUUUCGGUAGGGGUCGCUAAUGUCCGUGUGAAAGCAGCAGUGUCGGAGUCUCCGGCUCCACUGCUCAUCAGCCCCCCCUCAGACUGGGAUUUCUUCCUCCGCUCGGCUUCAUCUGCAGCGCUCUGUCUUCUGGAAACUUACCGCUGGACACGGAGCUUGGUCUGGAAGCGCGCGGAGCUUUUACAACCUGAGGACGGGACCAUCAUGCGUUACUUCUGGAUACACACCGCGUGGAUCACCGGCGCCGCUUUCCUGCUUGGAUUUCAAGGAUUCCCCGUCCGGAGUGUGGAUAUGCAGCGUGCCACCGACAACAUCACCAUCCGCCAGGGCGACACAGCGAUUAUAAGGUGUUAUGUUGAUGACAAAGUGUCCAAGGUAGCCUGGCUCAAUCGAUCCAACAUCAUUUUUGCCGGAGAGGACAAGUGGUCCCUGGACCCCAGGGUAGACCUGGUCACUAAAGGGCAGCUGGAGUACAGCCUACGCAUACAAAAGGUGGAUGUGUACGAUGAGGGCUCAUACACCUGCUCCAUACAGACUAAGCAGCAGCCAAAGACCUCACAGGUCUACCUUAUUGUACAAGUUCCAGCCAACAUCUACAAGGUGUCAGAAGACAUCCUCGUGAAUGAAGGCAGCAACGUGACACUCAGUUGUUUGGCAACCGGCAGGCCGGACCCUGCAAUCACCUGGCGGCUGCUGAACCCCUCAGCGGAGCCAUUAGAUGGAGAAGAAUAUCUGGACAUUACAGGCAUCAUGCGAAACCAAGCGGGUCGUUAUGAAUGCAAGGCCAGCAACGAUGUCGCCACGCCGGAUGUCAAAUAUGUCAAUGUGAUUGUCAACUACCCCCCGGCAAUAAAGAAAACCCUGAGUUCUGAGACUACUGUUGGCCGCAUGGGGAUGCUGCAGUGCGAGGCUGUUGCUGUACCCACACCGGAGUUUGAAUGGUACAGAGAUGAAAAAAGGCUGUCUAAUACCCAAGGUAUUAAUAUCCAAAUUCUGGGUACUACUACUGUUCUCAUGAUUACCAAUGUCACUGAAGAGGAUUACGGGAACUACACCUGUGUGGCCUCAAACCGACUGGGUGCCCAGAGUGCCAGCCUUUUCCUCUUUAGACCCGGUACAGGUGGAAACAUCAAUGGCUCUGCCUGUGUAUCUCAAUCACUGUGGCUCCUGCUGGCCUCCUUCGCCUGCCUUUUUCUCAAGUGUUAAUACCACUCUCCCGCCUUUGCCUCUUCUUCUUUCCUUCUCGGCCGUUCUUCCCUCCACCCCUCCUUCCAACUCCUCUCCAACUCACCAACAUCCUUAUCGCUACCUUAUUACCAACUCAACCGCCUCCCCCCCUCUUUCCAGACUAUUUGCAUCAUGUUACAAAAACCUUCUGUGCUCUCAAGCACUGCUUACAGAAAUUAUGAAAAACGAUGGGUUAUGAGUAAAAUGUUUAAGGAACAAACAAAAAAAUUUAAAAUGAAGGACAGAGCAAGCAAACAGUGCUCUUUUAAAGAAUUUUAAUUUGUAUGCACUUCUUUGUUUCUGCUAUAUCUUGUCAUCGGGUCUAGAUCGGGCUUGGAUUUGAUGUGUAUUUUUAUUUUUUCUCUCUUUCUUCAUGGGAAUAAAAACAGAGGCACCUCAGCCAUAGGGAUGCCAACAAUCAGCUGUCUCUAGAGGAAUAUGACAAAUAUUUCUUCUUACUCCCAUGAAUGCAUUACUAUAAGUUAACUUAAAGUAUAGCUCUAACCGUGUGUUUAACCAGUGCAUUAAUGAGCAACAUGCAAAGUAUCUGCCAAAUAUACAGAGAUUUAAACUUAACAUGCAAAAGCAAGGGAAAACUGCUGCAGCUGACUUCCAGAUGAGAUUAGAGCUUGGUAUUUAAGUCUGUACAACCAUAAUCUGAUGCUACUAGGCUAAAACACAGAUAUAGAGCAUUAGCUAGAUAAUUCUCCAGUUAAUGGCAUUUGGGCUGCAGCAGUCGAGCCCAGAUAUCGAGGAUGCAGUAAAAGGAAUCGACCCAGUCCUGAGCUAAACCACAGAGUACAAACCUGAGGAAAAUCCUUUGUACAGAUACAUCCUCAUUCAGUGGCUUUGCAACCACUCGCCUUUAUUCCAAAAGAUAGGAACUUUUUCUUUUCUUUUUUUUUUAAAUGGACAUAAAAAGAAAACAAAAAUAAACAACACAGUAUGUGAAAGUGAUGCGUACUGUACAUAAAGUUAAAUUUUGUAUUUCUUUAUUAAAAGACUAACUUUUCUGCCACUGUAACACCAGGAAACAGAAAACCGUUGCAGUGUGUGCUUUUAGUUGAUGAGUUUAAGCCUCGUUCUGCUAUUCAGCUGGAAUUUGGAUAAAAAUGUAUGACACCAAUGAAUGACUUACCUUUUAGUUUUUCUCAAAAAGUAUGUGUUUUAAUAUGAAAUGGUACAAAAGCAUUCAUGAUAUAUUGAUAUUAAAAGAUUCUUUUUUCUGUCUUUACCUCAUUGAUUUUAGUUGUCUGUAUUUAUACUGUAUACUUGAAUCAAACAUCCUCAUAUAUAUGAAAAGGAAAAUUUUCUGUGUCAAUGUUUCUGAAUAGGGUAGAAAAUUAUUAAGGAGUAAUGGCUUGCAGAUGUUUUGAACUAGAAGCCUGCUCCAUUAACCGAAGUGAUGUAAAGAAAAAGGCCGAAAACACACAGCAGAUCGCUCUAAGCAGGUAUUAUUGUACGUAUCUUUACAAUGAGUCAAGCAUUAGCUGGCGUGAUGUUAACAAAUGGAGUGCUAUGGUUAGCUUAUAAUACUCCUCCAUAAUCCUGGAAUCAAAUAAAAAAAACUAACAAACACUGAAUGGAAUUCCCCUCAGUGGCCAACAAGGCCAUUUUGUUGAAGGUUUUUAAUAACAUAAUCACAAAUUUUUGUCUUCACAGCUUUGCCAAUGCUUUGGUUGAUCUUUACAUUAAUUUCUGUGUGAAGAAAAUGAGUAAAUGAGAAUUGUGAGUGUCAGUAUUUUGUAAACCUCACAAAAGCAUCUUUCAAAAAAUGCAGCUCUUACAUGAAGCAGAAUUGGAAACGCGGCUGUGGAUGAGCCAUUCUCUGACAUUUAUUUUGGCCUAUUGUAUAGUGACUGAAUGCGGACUCUACGACUGGAUGUGCGUUCAUGUCUCUGCUCUUCAAACAACCAAGCAGGGGCCGGUGCAAGUACUGUAAAACACACCUGUAAUUACUGUCAUCCUUGCCAUGCAUUAAAAGACUUGUUCCCAGUGUUUUCAUUGUAAAUCAUUCUGAGGGCAUGUAUGUGUGUCGUGAUAGUGCUGCAAUCUGAAGCAGUGCCCAAAGCUGGAGGUCAGUUUCAGUGGCUACAACCUUUCAGCUCUGUUGGUCACAGCGUAAACAUUAUCUUACAGUCAGAUUUCUGAGGCUUGAAGUGAAAAGAAAGCUGUUUGUUUUUAUGCUUCCCCAAUCUUGCACAUGCUUUAUUUUAGUUUUAUUUUAUUUUUGUGCAAUUGCAAGUGAUUCCUGAUUUUCUUUUUUUUUUCUGUGUUGUUUUUGUGUAGCACCAACAGUCGAUUUUCUGUCGUGAUUAGAGAGGUGUGGUGAAACAGUUCUUCACAAUCAGUUUGCAUGAGAACAGUCUACACUGCUUGUCUAUGUGUUGCAUUUUAAAAGAAAAUUUAAUAGAAUGAAAACAAAAUCCAAGGCAGAGCAGGGCCAGCCUUAGCCAGAUGGUCAGACUAUGACCAAAUAUUUUUUUCUUUGCUCCUUUUGUUUGUUUGCUACUUUGUGGUUUUGCCUCAUGAGACCCUAACCAAUUAGCAAAAGAUGGUUAAAGAUCCCUAACGUUCAUUAUAAUGUUGGGAUGCGUGAUAACUGCGUAAAGGGAAGGAAACUAAUGUUAAUGGAUGAUAUACUGAUUCAUUAUGUACGCUUUCUAUCAUUCAGAUGAUUGCAUGAGGCUGAUAUUGCAAAUGUAUAGAUGUCUAAGUGCAUCCAUACAGGUCAAAACCAGUUGCUAAGCACUAACGUAUAAGACCACUGAUGUAAAAGCCAUGGAGCUCUGUUUUGUCUAUGAAGCAGAAAGAAAUUAGAUCUGUCUUUUUGUUGCUCAUACAUAGUAUCUUCCAGCCCAUGUGGACACAGAACCGACUCCUGCAGACCAGCAUGGAGAACAGUUAAAAACUACUGGUAAAACUCCCGCUUCAGUGUACAAAUCUGGCUUAUGUGUGUGUGCCGUGUGAUUCCCAUGAUUCUGUUCAAGAUGAUAAACCCGAGCUGAAGUUACGGUAUAUCCAUGUGAGGCACGAGAUACAUGAAGUGUUGGCUCAGCAACUAACUUUUACUAUUCUCCCUUUAGAUAUGGUUACAGCGGUAACCCUCUGUUUUUAAGUUUAGAUUCUACUUUUGUUCCUUCUCUGUGUGUAUACACAGAAUUAUGUUUCUAUUGUAGAAUGUAAAGUCAACACUUCCAUAAGAUCAUGUUUGUACAACUCUACAAUUUGGCAAUUUUGGCAGUUUGUACUUCCCUUCCCUUUGUCAUGGGAAACUGAGAUUCAGUUGUGGAUUAUGAUGCACAAAUGUCCCCUGUUGUCUAUUUUACUUUAUUAUAGCAUAAAGUAAUUACAGUUUGUUUCUAAAAAAAAAGAUUUUAAAAAAGAGAGAAAUGUAUUAAAGGUAUAUGAGAAAAUGUUAACUAAAUAAAGAUGUUUGAAUUCGGUGUUCUAUAUUUGAAUGUGACGAGAUGUUGGGGAAAGUAUCCUCUUUAUUCCUUUUCUUUUUAUUUACAUUUUUUUGGAAAUAGCUCAGAACACACAGAAUCUUAAUGGUACUGUUGUGCUGAUCACCGUGUAACAUGCAAAUAAAAUAAUCUAUGUAUUGUUA
This is a messenger RNA of Melanotaenia boesemani (Boeseman's rainbowfish), 5015 nucleotides long. RefSeq names its product limbic system associated membrane protein. Gene Ontology annotation, cellular component: neuron projection. The record is from RefSeq and is a predicted model, not a curated record. Bases 116 to 1384 code for a protein of 422 amino acids. The transcript is spliced from 9 exons. NCBI's taxonomy places the organism in Eukaryota, Metazoa, Chordata, Actinopteri, Atheriniformes, Melanotaeniidae.